This is a messenger RNA of Drosophila kikkawai, 4728 nucleotides long. RefSeq names its product Daxx-like protein (gene Daxx). Gene Ontology annotation, molecular function: K63-linked polyubiquitin modification-dependent protein binding; linear polyubiquitin binding; K48-linked polyubiquitin modification-dependent protein binding. Gene Ontology annotation, biological process: protein linear polyubiquitination. The record is from RefSeq and is a predicted model, not a curated record. Lineage: Eukaryota; Metazoa; Arthropoda; Insecta; Diptera; Drosophilidae. Gene Ontology annotation, cellular component: LUBAC complex.
ACACCACUAGAAAAGAGAAAAAUUGUAAUUGUUUUUAAGCGAGUAAACCGAGAGAGAAUCAUAUAAUAGUGGAGAUCAAAGCAGGCCAAUCGCGUUGUGCCCAUAUGCGUGAAAAACUAGAAGGCUGCAACGGGAGCGAGUCCAAAUGUCAAAAAACCCGAGUAAAUCGAAGCGGUGCCACAAAAGUGAAUAAAUUGGGUGCGAAUCGUUUUGGCACGAAUAAUGUCUGCAUCGGUGGUAUGCGUUCUGAGCUCGGACUCGGAGGAAGAGUCCCCACCCGGAGCAAAGCGUCGCCGUCUGGAGGAUCCUCUGCGAGCUGUGGCAUCCGUCAGACAAAGUUUGCCAGCCAAGCUUGUCAACAUACCAAAAGCCUCACUGGGAGCCGGCGCAGUGACUUCUUACUUGCCACCACUUACCUGCGUUCCAACCGAUCCCCUGCAAUCCAUGCACAUCCCUAGUGGCAUAACAGUAACCAAGCAUCAAAAGAACAACACGACAACUAAUGGAAAUAUCACCAUUACUUUCACCGAGAACAAUAACAACAACAACAACACGCACAGCUUUAACAACAAUGUGAAGGCGAAGCAGAUGAAGAUGGGCGCUGCCCAGAAAGUGGCAUGGUCGAUGAGUAACAAGGCGCCUAGUCCAAAUGCCCUGAUAGCCACCGUGCCCAGUCACCAGGUGAAGGUUACACCCAAUCCACAAUACCGUGUAACACCCAUUGGCAAAGUCACCAACCCACCGCCUUCGGUAUUGGUGCCAAAAGCUAUGCCAGCGAAGACUCAGCCGCCGGUUGGGUUAGGUCAGCAGCAACCAAAUCAACAGCAGCAGAAGCCGAUUAUGCCUAGUUCAGGGAAAGCAAAAGCGCCAAUGGGUAUGCUGCAGCAGAUACAGCAUCACCAAAAGGUGCUCGCCGGGCAACUACAACCACAACAACAGCAGCAGAAGGGACUCGUGGCGCAAGUGCAGCAAAAGGCCUCUGUGGGUCAACAGCAGCAACAGAAAACGUUGGGAGUACAACUUCAACAGCAAAAGCCUGUGCAACUGGCACAACAACAGAAAACGGGAGUAGGAGCACAAUAUCAGCAGCAACCAAAGUCAAUUAUGGGUCAACAGCAACAGAAAACCAUCCAGGUGCAAGUUAAUCAGCAACAGCCAGCACCGAAAGUCUCACAGGUACAAAUCCAGCAGCAGAAGCAGCCAACAUCAAAGGCGCGAGGGCAACAGCAAAACCAGCAAGUGCCGAAGGCGAUCCAAGUCGCACCGAAGCCCUCAGUCGUACAACCAAAUAGAUUGUCUUUGGAGCAACUGCAACAACAACAGCAAUAUAGAGCAUACUUGGGACAACUCCAACAGCAGCAGCAGAGAGCGCCGAUUGUUCAAGUACAACCACAGCAGCAGCAGCAGUUGCCACAAAAUUUAAUUGUAGGACAAGUACAGGGCCAACCGUUGGUUCCAUUGGCGCAGCAGCAUAAGAAGCUUCAACAGAAACCAUUGCCGGCAGCUUCCAAUCAACAGAAGACACAAAUGGUCCAGCAAUUACAAAGAGCGUUGAUGGAUCCACAGAAUUCAAACAAGCCGCAGUCGCCUUUCCUUCCAAAUGCCUCGCUGCCCAUUGUCAACCAAAUUACACACAAAUCAAUGACGAUACAGAAACUCCCCAUGGUGCAACCCACGACGACACCCAAGGUGACGUCCAAGGCUCCUCCUAAACAGAUAAUCCACCAACAGACGCCCCCGCCCGCUCAUUUGGUCCAAAAAGUGACCCCACCGCCACCUGGAAUGCUUCCAACUUCUGCCGCCUUUCCACAGAAGAUCAAUCCGCCGAUUGUGCGACCCACGACGGUGGCCAAGAUCACACCUGUGCCGCCCAACACUAGAGCAGCUAACAUCCAAAUAAGGCCACAAGCGUCGGGAAGUAUCACCGCCUCACCAACAGGCUUGAGUGCCGCCCGCACUUUGCCUUUCAGGAGCACGAAUCAUAAGCCGGUAACACCUCCGCUGGCCUCUACACAUCUGCAGGGAUUCACAACGAGCGCUGCGCCACCGCAGCGACUGCUGGCAACACCUCCGCACUGUGCGGCCGCCUUAAAUGAACCGUUGCUCCUCAACUUGCCACCCACUACUAGCAUUACGCCCCAACUUACGCCGACGACUACACCACCUCCGGCGGCAAUUUCGGCUGCAGUGCAGCAUCAGCAGCUGGCCAAGGCGGCGGCCUUCAAGUUAAACUCCCUGCCCGGGGCCAGCAUUUCGCCAGUGACGAGGCCUGGCGGUACUAAGCGUAUUCAGCCCAUAACCGUUCUCAAGAAAUCCGACGACGAGUGGCAAAGGCAUAUGUUUGAGCAGCAGAAGCUGGAGCAAAGGCAGCGAGAACAGUUGGAGGCUAAAACCACGCCCACAAUAGUCUUGGUGGAGUCGCCUCCAACGACGCCGCCCACAGAGAAAGUAGACACUGAGAGUAAGACUGGAAGUACCGAAGAAAAGCAGCAGCCGAACAAGACAAUUCCCGGGGAUAAAAAACGGAAAACUCCACCCAAAUCAAUAUCCGUUGACCCAGUAAUUGUGGACUUGGUUGAUCUUCCAGAUUCCCCGCCCGAUAAGCGAAAGUCACUUGCAAAGGUAGCACCGAAAGAAAAGUCUAAGGAAGCAUCGCAACCGGCUAGAGCGCCUUUCACGGCGGAGUACUCGGCUCUAAUAAAGCUCUGCCUCGAAGUGGAGAAGACGUCGGAGAUGCAGCGCUUGCUCCAAAGCAAGCUAACAAAGCACUACUACAGUGUCCACGAAAGCUUUGUGAUGUCGCGUGGCUUCCGCAAGACGGUUCAAAUGGCCAUCAUGCGUAUCAAGAAUGAGCCGGAAAUCAUGUACGUACACCUUAAGAACGUGAUGGAUGAGCUGAAAGCCCGACAGGUGGCGAGAAUUAGAGAGAGGCCGCCAUCUUCAGCAAGGAAUUCCCCUACACCGAGAUCGUCUACACCCAAGGAACGGAAUAUACAGGAUGAGCAGCGGGUUCAGACCCCAGUGAGGGCGGAAGAGCAGGAAGCUGAAGAGGAAGUGGAGGAACUUGAAUCGGAACCCGAUUCCCCCACUGUUGACAAGCGACUAGCUGAGCGCAUCCGAAAGCUCAAUCAUGCCCUGGCCACAAUCAAGAAGCGGAUCGAAAUGCUGGAGGAGGCGGAUGUAGACUGGAACGACGAUGACUCCAGUUAUCUGCAGGUGGAGCGUUACAAGAAGCGCGCUUGCCAAAUAUAUGAGAAAAUCUGUGAUUUAACCGGCGAGAGCAAGAGCGCUCGCCGUCAGCUGAAGCAAGCCAUAAUAUUUAAGGAUUCUGCCUAUCCGGACUUCAAUCGCACACUGUCGGCCUUUGUGAACCGGAUGCAGGAGUUCCCCGACUACCAUGAUGUGCUCCAGCUGCUGGAGCACUGCAACAAGGAAAAGGAGCUGGGGCUGGCCAACUUUGAGAUGAAAAGGAUAGCUCACGACGCCUUCGACAAGGUGGGGCAAUUGCUGCAGGCCCGACGAAAGACUGAUCUUUACGAGACCGUUACACACUUCACCUCGAAUAUCAAGGAUCCUGCUGCCAGCGAUCCGGAGCUGAUGGCCAAGCUGCAGGAGAACAACAAAAAGGCAACCAAAAUAAGUGAUGUCUUGGAAAAAUUCGCUCGUGAGCAGGAUCUCAAUACGGAGGAGCGUCAGGCACGCCUCAAGCAGAAGCAGGAAAAGGCCGCCGAAGAAGCUGCCAAGUUGGCCGCAUUGGCAGAGGAUGAUGACAAACCCUGUACCAGUGCUCAGGCAGCGGCAAAGGCGGCAGCCGUCGCAGCCCUAAUGAACGGAUCAGCGAAAGGACAUCAAAAGGAAGCUGGCUCCUCCAAGGACAAUGAUGACAACCCAGAGGAAUCGGAGGAUGAGACGGAGACGGAGGAUGAAGAGGAUGAUGUGGACGCCUUUGUGGACAACUUCAAGGUCAAUGGCGAGGUAAGCGAUGUCGACUCCGAAGCUGAGGUGGAGGUAGUACCACCAGCGCCCGCCAAUGAGGAUGUGAUAGAUGUAACGAGAACCGAGACUGCGGCGGAGAAAGAUGUCGAGGAACCGCCUAACGGCAAGCUGAAGAUCAUUUCUGUCUCUAGUCUAAACGCCAACUUCGUCCAUGAGCAGAAUCCUAGCUCCAAGCCGAGUGAAAAGCCUGUCAUUGAAGCGGAGAUUAUUAUUUCGGAUGAGGAGCUAUGAGAGGAGACGCCUCCACCUCCUCUUCCUCCCUCGCCUAGCCACACAGUACUUUAGUUUAUUUAUUAAUUAAUUUGUAAAAUUAUGCGUUACUAAGUGUGUAUACUUUAUAAUUGUUUUUAUGAAAACUCGGUAUUGUAGGACGAAAUGACUUGACUGAGCAAGAAUCGCAUGCAAAAGAGUAAUCUUUGAGCGAGUUACAAAAUAUUUUUAUAUAGAUUUCCUUAGAGAUCGCAUGUCUAGUAAUUAUUUCAAUUUGACUUGAAGCCAAAUGAUACAUUUAUUAUCCAUUUUUUUCUUAUUGGUAUUUUAGUUCAAGUGCGUUCAAAGAUUACUUUAGUCCCGUGUCAGAUUCGUUUUUUCAGUUUCUCCAAGCCACGCUAAUUUAUUGCAGAGCCCGCACCCGUACCAGUAAGUCACAAUAUGCUAGUGUACAUAUGGUAUACAUACUUACUACUAGGCUAAGCUUGUUUUACAAAGUAAAAUAACGAUGAAAUAACUGAA